AUGAAAAAUAUGACGCAAUUGACGCUUUCUUUAAUCGUUGACCAAGCACAUAAAUCAAACGCACAGUACUACAAGAAAAUAUUUGAACCGGAAGACUGGAACAAACUUACGAAGGAGAAAAUAGAAAUCGAAGAACUGUGCGACGAUUUUAAAAAUGUUGUGAACGAAGUCAUCCAGAACAUGCUAUUGCAAACGGAUAUCGACAAUGAAAUUUUACAAGGCAUUGAUAUUUUGGAUUAUUUGGAGCUCGCAUCAGCCAAAACCAAAAAAGUAAAAUUACACAAUGAACGGUUGUAUGGUCCUGGUGGCAGUUUCACCACUACCCAUAAUGUUAUAGGACGAAAGAUCGAUGCGAUUGUUACCACUGGAGACACUGAAAUCGCAUGCUGUGUAUGGAAGGCACCUGGUAUUACGACUUCUGUAGCCUAUGAACAACAAACCAAAAACAUGAGAAGCAAUGCCUAUCUUUGCCGUAACUUGAACUCCCUGCCAUUUGCCAAGGACUGCUCCCCACACGUGCUCUACAUGGAUUGGAUUAGUAGGUUCACAAUACUCUAA
This is a messenger RNA of Zychaea mexicana, 558 nucleotides long. RefSeq lists its product as uncharacterized. The coding region runs from base 1 to 558 and encodes 185 amino acids. The transcript is spliced from 4 exons. Lineage: Eukaryota; Fungi; Mucoromycota; Mucoromycetes; Mucorales; Lichtheimiaceae. The record is from RefSeq and is a predicted model, not a curated record.